Molecule: messenger RNA, 3084 nt
Organism: Lachancea sp. 'fantastica'
Lineage: Eukaryota; Fungi; Ascomycota; Saccharomycetes; Saccharomycetales; Saccharomycetaceae
Source: the annotation of a GenBank genome assembly
AUGGUCAACGACAGUUCUAGUGAUGACGAAUUGGAAUCGUUUCUGGAGAACAAUGUUAAUAGAACCGUCGAGCACAUUGUGACGAGAAAAAACCUACCUCAGCAGAGAGAUCUUUUUGGCAAGGUCCUUCCGAAUCAAAAGCGAUUCUAUGAAGAGGUGAAGACAAACGUCACAUAUGGGCCCACGCACCAUCAACUCAACAUGGAUUCUCUUGGAACAUAUAUUUACCCCACGAACUACGAAGUUCGAGAAUACCAGUUUGAGAUAGUCAAGAAGGCGCUCUACGAAAACCUGAUAUGUGCUAUCCCUACGGGUACCGGCAAAACAUUUAUUGCAAGCACAGUGAUGUUAAAUUACUACCGAUGGACAAAAAAAGCUAAAAUAAUCUUUACAGCACCCACCAGACCCCUGGUAGCCCAGCAAAUUAAGGCAUGCUUGGGUGUCACUGGAAUCCCUCAUAACGAUACCGCUAUUUUGCUGGACAAGACGCGGAAAAACAGAGUAGAGAUAUGGGCUUCGAAGAGAGUUUUCUUCACUACUCCUCAAGUUGUGGAAAACGAUCUUAAAAGAGGUGUAUUGGACCCAAAAGAGGUUGUUUGUUUGGUGAUUGACGAGGCCCACAGAGCUCGGGGCUCUUAUUCUUACGUCGAAAUUACAAAGUUCAUGGAUAGAUUCAACACAUCCUACCGCCUCUUGGCAUUGACCGCCACACCCGCGGCAGAUCUCGAAGGUGUUCAAGAAGUGGUCCAGAAUUUGAAUAUAUCUAGAAUCGAACAGCGAACGGAAGAUGAUGCCGAUGUGUCUCGUUAUAUGAAAAGAAGAGACAAGCAGGAAAUUGAUGUGGGACUACUGCCCGAAAUUGAAGAUAUAAUAGAACAGCUCGGUCUAGCUGUUACGCCGGUCCUCAAAGAGGCCGUGGAGCUUGGAAUCUACGAUGACUGCCAUCCUUCACAAAUAAAUGCUUUCGUCGCGUUGCAGAAAAGUCAGAGGCUAGUGGCAAAUCCCUCCAUUCCAGAGGGAAUAAAAUGGAGAAACUUUUUUAUCUUACAGCUUCUGGCUCAUGUAGGGCAUAUGCUGAAAAGGCUGAAGAUUUAUGGAGUACAGUCAUUUUACAAAUUUUUCGAAAAUAAACACAAGGAGUUCACGACAAAGUAUGGUUUGGGGAAAUCCACCAAUAAAACCGCCGCCUCCUUUUACUAUAAUCCGAUUCUAAAAACUGUGAUGAGAACUUGCGAACAGCUUUUGGCGAGGCAAGACUUUUUGGGGCAUGAUAAAUUGAGAUAUCUUCGACAGGAACUCCAAGAAUUCAUAAUAGAUUGCCAACCAAGUUCAAGGGUUAUCGUCUUCACCGAACUGCGAGAGUCCGCCCUCGAAAUUGUGAAGACCAUUGAUUCUAUGCACAUUAAUGAACUUCGACCUCACAUUUUUAUAGGACAAGCUCGUGGAAAGGAAGGAUUUGAUGACGAAGAAUACACGAGGAAAAAUAAAUCAAAGGGUAGAAAGAAGUCAGAUAGAGUACAGCGGCUGGAAGAGGAACAAGCCAUAGCUGAAGAGAAGAAGAAAGACAAGGAACAGAAACGUUUACAGAGAAUGUCGAGCCGUACAGGAACUUCCGAGGAGGCCCAGAUUACAGGAAUGAACCAGAGGCAGCAGAAAGAUGUCCUAAAAAAAUUUAAAUCCGGUCUUUACAACGUGUUGGUAUGUACGUCUAUUGGCGAAGAAGGGCUGGAUAUUGGAGAGGUUGACUUGAUCAUAUGCUAUGACUCAACUGGAAGUCCCAUUAAGAACAUUCAAAGAAUGGGUAGAACUGGAAGAAAAAGAGAUGGUAAAAUAGUCUUGCUGUUAAGCGGUACAGAGAAUAAGAAAUUCGCUCAGGCGAUGGAAGACUAUGCAGAGCUACAGCGAAUUGUGAGUAGGAACUCUCUUGAUUAUAGGCCAUCGGACAGAAUUCUACCAGCGGGUAUAGAGCCAGUCUGUGAGAAAAAGUUUAUAACGAUCGGAGCUGAAGAAGAUGAGCUGAACAAUAUUGACGACUCAGACGAGGUGAUUAAGUUUGCGACUCAAUCGAUGAUGGGAAAGCUGGACACUCAGAAGAAAAAGGGAGCGAGGAAGACGAGAAAGCCUAAAGAUAAUGAGAAACGAUUUUUUAUGCCUGAUAACGUGGAGACAGGCAUUGUACCCGCCACGAGUUUGGUCAAUAAGUUUGUUCAAGGAGAAAAUGGCGAAAAGGUCAAGUUGGAGCGUUUGGAGAAUCAGGCCGACUUGAGGUAUCAAGUUUUAGAUGACAUUGCCCUCGAUUCACCGAUUUCAUCACCUGUCAAGCCUGAACCUGAAGCAUCAAGCCAACUUGAUUCAGCAAAGAUGACGUCAGUACUUGCCCGCCACAAAGCGGCCGCGAGAAAUCUUAAUACGGCAGGGACGGAGAGUACUUCUCUUUUUUCAGACCCUCCAACGUCGUCCUCUAAGCGGCCGGCGAGUUCUGCUACCCCAGCCAAUUCCUCGGAUGAGGCAAUUCCGCCCUUCAAGAGUGCCAAAUUUGCUGGACAAACAUGGACCUCCCCCAAUGAACGUGGACACACCAUCCCUCUAACUGCGAAAAGCCAAGAAAGUUACACACCGGGGAACGAAGACGUCUACAGAAGUUCUUUCGAAAUGUCGGACGGGCUCUUAAGUUCGCAAGAGCGCCAAUAUUUUGAGGAUAAUUACUCUGCCCUUUGUGGUGUUUGCAUAGAGCCAGUUCCUGAUUUUCUAGUCAAUGUGAAGACAGGAUUUCUACCGCACUCUGCGAAGUCUCAAAGGCUCAUAAGCGCAUUUAGGAACAUGGAGGCCAAUACAAGAGAAGGCAUUAUGGCCAUGAGCAAGCAUAAGGCUAUCGCAAACGGCCUGGAGAAGUCAGGGUUCAAGAGUGAGUUAUCGCGCCCUACGCUGUACAACGUCGUGGUCCAAGACUCCGAUGUUAGACUCGUUGCCGGCACCGCCUCGAGCUUUGAUGCUUCGUUGCCAGUCUCAAAAAUCCCCAAUCUCGCCGACUCAAAUCAGCUCCUGGACUUUACAGACUCGGAUCUCUCAGAGAGUUUUAUUUAA